AUGUCAUCUGGAGUCUUGGUUAGUUCAGAGGUUCAAAAUGCCUUUCAACAACUAUCUGAGGGAAAACGUACUUUACGUUAUAUAAUUUACAAGAUUGAGGAUAAUCAAAUUGUUGUGGAGACUGCUGUUCCUACCGGUGAUGUUGGUUCAGGAGAUGAUUAUGAUGAUAACUCAAAAGUAGCUUAUGAGGCUUUUGUAAAAGAUUUAAAAGAUCGUACUGAUGGAUUUAAUGACUGUCGUUAUGCUGUUUUUGACUUCAAAUUUUCAUGCAAUCGUCCUGGUGCUGGUGUUUCCAAAAUGGAUAAAAUUGUUUUUAUCCAACUUUGUCCAGAUGGAGCAUCAAUUAAAAAGAAGAUGGUAUAUGCUUCUUCUGCCUCAGCUAUCAAGGCGGCUCUUGGUACUCAAAAAUUCCUUCAAUUUCAAGUUUCUGAUGAAUCUGAAAUUGCUCAUAAAGAACUUUUAAAUAAGCUUAGUGAAAAAUAUAAGGAUAACUAA
Molecule: messenger RNA, 495 nt
Organism: Strongyloides ratti
Lineage: Eukaryota; Metazoa; Nematoda; Chromadorea; Rhabditida; Strongyloididae
Product: Actin-depolymerising factor homology domain-containing protein
Exons: 1
Coding region: 1-495 (164 amino acids)
Biological process (GO): cell motility; actin filament severing; actin filament fragmentation
Cellular component (GO): actin cytoskeleton; actin cortical patch; cytoplasm
Molecular function (GO): actin filament binding
Source: RefSeq, a predicted model, not a curated record